AUGCUGGUACAUUCAUUCACUCCUCGUGAUAGCGUCUGGCCACUUUCUGCUUCCAGUGCGAACAGCACAAACGUUAUUCAUAAUUGCUCCUUUAAAAGACUUCCAAAAGUCAUUGUAAGCACUGACUUUAUGAUUAUGAAGGAGAAUAAAGCAAAGUUAUCAGUGAGGAAAUGUAGGGCAACAACAUCCUUAAGUUCUCCUGUUGUACCGAAGAUGUAUAAUAAAACGAGAAAAAUGGUAAAAAAUGUGUUUGCGCAGGAUUUAAAAUCACCUGUAGUGUGCUUUGCGAAUAACAUUGCACCACUAAAUUAUGGUUUACUUUUGGCAACAGGCGUCGCAAACUUUAGUAAUAGCUAUAUGGUAAAAGCUCACUGCAUGAAUGAUUGGUUGAAAAGUUGGAUAAAUAAGAAAUUAAAGGGAACUAAUGGUGUUUUUGUGUCUAAAACCUUAAACAUCUUAAAUAAUAUCUCAACUGAUGUUUUAUCCAUAUGCAUAUCAAAAUCAAUAGUAGUAAUGGCAACUAAACAGAGAAUACUACCAAAUAGCUUUUCAUGGUUGCAUCAGUCUGACUAUCUGGAAGACGCAAUUAGUUUAAACUAA
Echinococcus granulosus is the source of this 600-nucleotide messenger RNA. RefSeq lists its product as hypothetical. The transcript is spliced from 6 exons. Lineage: Eukaryota; Metazoa; Platyhelminthes; Cestoda; Cyclophyllidea; Taeniidae. The record is from RefSeq and is a predicted model, not a curated record. The coding region runs from base 1 to 600 and encodes 199 amino acids.